Messenger RNA from Dibothriocephalus latus, 684 nucleotides. Lineage: Eukaryota; Metazoa; Platyhelminthes; Cestoda; Diphyllobothriidea; Diphyllobothriidae. The record is from the annotation of a GenBank genome assembly.
AUGGCCCUUUCAUGCAGCACGCAAAUCCUCAAAUACGCUACGUUUGCUUUCAACGUUGUUGUCUUCCUCUUCGGUUUGGCUAUCGUCAUUAUUGGAUCGGUUGCAACAGCCUUCCUUAACAGCAAUUAUGGAUCAUUUUUGCAAGUUUCCCAUGCAAUACCAGUAAUUGCGUUAAUCGUUGGAAUAAUCAUUGGCCUAUGUGGUUUCCUUGGCUGUUGUGGAGCGCUUCAACAGAGUCGUCUUAUGCUCAAUAUAUACGCAUUGUCAUUGAUCAUUCUAGUUGUUGUUGAAAUCAUACUUUGCAUUGUUCUUCUGACCAAAAAGGGGGAGAUUUAUGAUUUGAUAACAAAAGGCAUAAACGCGACGUUUUACCAACAAUUCAAUGAUUCGAAUGUACAGUUAAUAUUCAAAGAGAUGCAGGACGAAUUGGAGUGCUGCGGUGUCAAUGGCUACAAAGACUACUUGGUUGCGCAUCACCCCUCGAAUUCUGGGUGUAAGGUGGAUGACUUAAACGAGCUGAAGACUGGCUGUGCACAAGCGUUCUAUAACUACCUUCAAAUAUUCACUUUUGCGCUCCCCGUGGCCGUGAUUGUAAUUGGCCUGCUCCAAUUUCUGGCAGCUGCAGGCGGUUGCUGUCUUGCAAAUGCAAUCAAAAAAGAUCAGUCUGACGUUAAAGCGUGGUGA